AUGGCGCUCAACAGGAACCACUCGGAGAGCGGAGUGAUUGUCAACAAUACAGAGAACAUUCUAAUGACCUAUGAUCAUGUGGAGCUCUCCUUCAGUGACAUGGAUCAUAUGACAGAUCCCUUCAAAGGAACCAAGAAAGGCAGCCUCUAUUUAACUCCUUACAGAGUUAUUUUUCUGUCCAAGGGGAGAGAUUCCAUGAAGUCAUUCAUGAUGCCAUUUUACUUAAUGAAGGACUAUGAGAUCAAGCAGCCUGUGUUUGGUGCAAAUUACAUCAGGGGAACAGUGAAGGCAGAAGCAGGAGGUGGUUGGGAAGGAUCAGCUGUUUACAAAUUGACCUUUGCAGCAGGAGUUGCCAUUGAGUUUGGACAGCGAAUGCUACAGGUGGCCUCCCAAGCUUCCAGAGGUGAAGUCCCCAAUGGAGCAUAUGGAUACUCUUACAUGCCCAAUGGAGCUUAUGCUUUUCCCAUGCCAGCUGCGAAUGGAAUGUACCCCAACCCUCCAAGCUAUCCCUAUGCUCCACCUCCACCUGAGUUUUAUCCAGGACCUCCUAUGAUGGAUGGAGCUAUAGGGCAUAUGCAGCCCCCACCACCUCCAUAUCCUGGGCCCAUGGAGCCACCCGUUACAGGUGGCCCUGAUGUACCAUCUACUCCUGCAGCUGAAGCAAAAGCUGCUGAAGCUGCUGCCAGCGCCUACUAUAACCCCGUCAAUCCCCAUAAUGUCUACAUGCCCACGGACCAGCCCCCACCACCUCUGUACUACCCCCCAGAGGACAAGAAGACCCAGUAGAUGCAACUACAGUCUCCUCAUCACUCACCUGGUCCCUUAUUCCCCCAGAGCUGAGUUUGGAUUUGGUGGGGAGG
Molecule: messenger RNA, 860 nt
Organism: Gracilinanus agilis (Agile Gracile Mouse Opossum)
Lineage: Eukaryota; Metazoa; Chordata; Mammalia; Didelphimorphia; Didelphidae
Product: WW domain-binding protein 2-like
Exons: 1
Coding region: 1-786 (261 amino acids)
Biological process (GO): positive regulation of DNA-templated transcription
Cellular component (GO): nucleus
Molecular function (GO): chromatin DNA binding; transcription coactivator activity
Source: RefSeq, a predicted model, not a curated record